This is a messenger RNA of Triticum aestivum (bread wheat), 439 nucleotides long. RefSeq lists its product as uncharacterized. The coding region runs from base 30 to 260 and encodes 76 amino acids. NCBI's taxonomy places the organism in Eukaryota, Viridiplantae, Streptophyta, Magnoliopsida, Poales, Poaceae. The transcript has a single exon. The record is from RefSeq and is a predicted model, not a curated record.
CACGAAUCACCUGCUUUUCCAAGGCAGCUAUGGGAUUCUGCAGUGGCCGUUCAGAUGUCCAGGUGCUCCCAAAGAACACCUCCUCCGCAUCGUCGCCGUCUUCCUCGUCGGCUGCUAAAGAUUCCGGCCACAGUGAGAAGAACAAGAAGCAGCAGGGUGUAAAGAAUGAGGAGAGGAAGGAGAAGAAAAGGAGCAACCUUGACCGGGCUGCGCUCACGACGCCCCACUUCCCCUUUCAUUCUCGCCCCGGUCUUCUGUAAUAGAUUAACUGAGAAAAUGCUGCACACAUGGGAUCCUGUAGAUUUUCCUAUUAGCCUAUGAUUUAUUCAUUGAUUGGUUGGUUGUAUUUGAUGAUCUGAAUUACAAUUGUUUCUUUUUAACAUACAAAGAGAUUAUGUUCAUUGUUAUUGGGAUAAUUAUUAAUUUUUGCCUUCUUUUU